Messenger RNA from Miscanthus lutarioriparius, 2346 nucleotides. Lineage: Eukaryota; Viridiplantae; Streptophyta; Magnoliopsida; Poales; Poaceae. The record is from the annotation of a GenBank genome assembly.
AUGGGACAUGGAGUUGGUGAGAGGGGAGCAAUGGCACAUAGGGGCAAGUUCAGUAUCCCAUACGUCGCGCAACAGGGGUUUGUAUUUGUGGCUUUUGAAGGGUGGUCAAAUUGGUUAGCACAAAUGCUAGAGUCUGGGAGACGAAGGCUUCUCCUUCUGUGCGCAAGCUUUGUGCUUCUUUCACUUCUUGGACCAUCCAAUGGCGCAUCGAAUUCCACGGAGAAUCUCAGUGAGAGCCGCAACAAGACCAGCCAUACUUUGGAGAUGACACCGAAAGUAUCAUUUCAGCUCAAGCUACACGCAUUGUUCCACUGGUCUUCGUUUGGUUUCUUGAUGCCUCUAGGAAUAAUACUAGUCAGAAUGUCAAGCAAAUGUCACAAUGGCAGAUGCAUCAGAGCCCUCUUCUACUGCCAUGCCAUUUCACAGACUGUGGCUGUCCUCCUUGCUACCGGUGGCGCUGUUCUGUCGUUGAUGAACUUCGAAAACUCCUUCAGUAACAGUCACCAAAGAGUGGGACUGGCGCUAUAUGGAGUUAUGUGGCUUCAGCCAAUUAUCGGUUUCUUCAGGCCAGAAAGAGGCGUUAAGGUGAGGAGCUUAUGGUAUUUCUUCCACUGGCUCUUCGGAAUCUCAAUCUGCACCACGGGGAUCGUGAACGUCUACAUUGGCCUCCGCACCUACCAUGAGAGGACCACCAAGAGCGUGAGGCUCUGGACCGGCCUCCUCACCGUUGAGGUAUACUAUCUUGACAACAUUGACCACUCUGUCUCAUUGGUGGACCGGACUUCGACUCCACGCCUCACCUUUUAUGAUAAUGCUCUAAUAGAUCGCUUAACUGUUGCUGAUACAACUAUAACCACUCAGGGUGCACAUACUUUUGGUGUCCAACCUUUCAAGUCAUGGAGUACCACCUGCUAUGCUGCUGCAGAUGUCCGUGGUGCUCCCUGUCAUAACAUAAAUGUUCCUGCGGCAGGAAUACCCAAUUUAAACAUCCCACGCCUCCUGGAUUUGUUAUUUGAGCCGCUAGAUGAUCUGACUGGCUCGCAUAGAGAGAGAGUACGGGGUUUCUUUUCUGAGUUUGAUCACACACUCUCUCAAAACAAAAGGUCCAUUGAGAAUUCUAUUGCAAACAUUGUGAGAGCCCAGUUUCGGUUAGCUGAUCAAUGUCGUCCAUUCAUUCAUGAACUCGUGGCAUCACAAACCCGGGACACCAACAUUCCAGGUCAUGAGAUUUAUUCUCAUGGUAGCUUUGUUUCUGCUGGUACUUUACUUCGGAGCCAGAUUGAUCAGACUGAGUUGGUACAAAAUGAUCCUCCUUUACAUAGAGGCCGAAUUAUUCAUCCACAAGGCUUCUCUUAUACUGAAACUAUUCCUACUUCAUCUGCCUCCCACCAUUCCCGUUUUGAGCAUAACUCUCCUUAUGCUCCUGAACUUCCUGAAGCAUGCAGUAACAAAAUAAUCGGAAAAGACACCACUUCUGCAUUAAAGUGGCCGAUUCUAGAUGAUCUGCCUAUGUUCAAGUUUCCUGGAAAGAGACUAACCAAGAAGCCAUCCAAAUUUUAUUCACCCUUCAAGCAUGGCAUUCUGUCUCGUCCUCCACCCAAUUUAGAGUUUUCUUUGCGUAUGCAUGCCUUCCUUUGUGCAGAUGACUCUCCAUUGAAAAGGAAAACUUUGAUGCACUUUGGGACAGAGUCAUUGACUGGCCGAGAUAUUACACUUUCCUUUGGUAUUGGAAAAUUCAUAGACCCUGUGUUCAUGGAUGCAUUUGUCAAAUGCAUAGCUGAAGAUGACUUUAAUAUUCGUCCUGAAUGCCAUGUGUUCAGAAUAUUCCUACAACCUCUUGUCUCGGAUAUUCUUAAGUCAGACUCCUUCAGUAUUCACAAAACUCAGCCUCAGUGCAGCCAGGACAUUGUACUAGAAACUAUCAAGCGAUGCCUCCCCACGACUGACUUACAAAAGGCAAAGAUGAUAUUUCUUCCGGUUUUACAUCUUAGUCACUGGUUUGUAUAUUGUAUCAAUCUUGGCCAAUCCCGUGUCGAUGUCCUAGACUCAAUGAACUAUACUUCUAACAAUGAGGUCACAUGGGAUACAUAUCAUUCACCUAUGGGCCAAAUACUCAUGGAACGCCUAAGUGCUGCACUAUCUUUAGCUGCACCCCGCAAAUUCCCCCAAUUUGCAAACUGGAGACGUGUACCAAUUCGGGUUCCAUUUCAAAAUAAUAUCUACGACUCUGGCAUAUUCUCCAUUAAGUUUAUUGAGUUCUAUGACGGAUCGAUCAAAGGAGAUGAGGGCAGAAAUGCUACAAUAUCUAGCCUUUCAUACUUUCAACAAAGUCCAUGCUCCUCCUGA